This is a messenger RNA of Trichoderma atroviride IMI 206040, 1090 nucleotides long. The record is from RefSeq and is a predicted model, not a curated record. NCBI's taxonomy places the organism in Eukaryota, Fungi, Ascomycota, Sordariomycetes, Hypocreales, Hypocreaceae.
GCGGUGAAUGUGUAUUAUCAAACUAUGAAAUCCAAGUUUUAAACAGAGAAAUAGUACCAUGAAAUAAAGUGUAGAGCACUGCAUGAGUGCUAGUGACUGGCAUUUGGGUCUAUCUUAUCUGGCGAUAGUGCAAAUCUGUAGCUCCAUUUUCUAGUUGCUUUCAAUGUUCAGUAUGUGUUCCAUGAAACGCACCACGAAUCUAGCCAAGUCGAGGUCAUGCACUGUCAAACAAGGCCGCAAUUUGCAAUACUGGUUGACAGAAGCCAUCAGUAGAAACCUCUCCAGGCCCAAAAGCGGCCACUACCGCCGCUCACGAGUCCUUUUUGUGCCACCACGCCAAGCGGCCAUAACAAACGCUGCACUCGACGACGUGCAUAUGUGGCUCGUAUUGGCACAACUUGACCGACGCAUACGAAGCACAGCCGCCAGGAGAAUCAAGCAAGAGCUCCGUCCCUCAGAUUGAAAUGCAACGGCGGCGCUAAAUGAACACGCAGCCAUCAUGUCCAAGUCCGACAUUGGCAUGGCUUUACAACCCGCAAGACUGAGGCGACACGCCAGUUUGCGUGAAGCCAUGAACAUGCUAGAGAGGUCACGCUGUAGCAAGGGGGUCAUAUCUUGUGUUCCCAGAGCGUGACUUCGCCGUCUGCUGCACGAUGAUCCAACAAUUCCGCGCUCUGUUUUUUAAGCUUCGCCCUGCUGGAGCUUCCCCCUGUCUGAUGAGGCGUCAAGUCUAAUCAGACAAACGACGAAUCGGAUCCUCGCAUUUCUGCAGUCCAGCUGGCGGCCUGACGGCCCCUCAGAGCUUGCCAGGCUUUGUUCAUCUUUGAAUGGCUGAGCCACUCAAAUGCGGCCCAAGGUUGUACCAGGCGAAAAUCCAAAGGCCGGGAGGGUGAAAAGUAAUUGUUUGUUUGCUCAGACCCUGCGUCAGGCGUGUGACGCCGCCAGCGUCAAGAUCGCGCAUCACUCUCCUCUUUGUUUUCACGCCUCUUUCGAAAACAUCUCAAGUUGCAUAGAAAGCCUUUUGUUGACUCAACCCUAGACCUGCCAUUUCGCAUGUGUCAAGUCAAGCUCUCCAUCUGCGUCCACUGCG